GGCCGCGAGGUGCUUUCCAGCCGCGAGCUGUCAGGCCGAGUGUCAGGCCGGGCAGGUACGCGGCGCGCUCCCCCGGCGCCCCCCUCCCCCUGCCGGGACGCCCCGCACCGAGCCUGAGGCCGCGUGGACCAGAAAGCCGCUCGGAAAAGCUUGCCAGAGGUCCGGCCUAGCUCCUAGACACCAUGUCAGACAGUGAUCUAGGCGAGGACGAAGGCCUCCUCUCUCUGGCGGGCAAGAGGAAGCGCAGGGGGAACCUGCCCAAGGAGUCUGUGAAGAUCCUCCGGGACUGGCUGUACCUGCACCGCUACAAUGCCUACCCCUCCGAGCAGGAGAAGCUGAGCCUUUCUGGACAGACCAACCUGUCAGUGCUGCAGAUAUGUAACUGGUUCAUCAAUGCCCGGCGGCGGCUUCUCCCAGACAUGCUUCGGAAGGACGGCAAAGACCCUAAUCAGUUCACCAUUUCCCGUCGCGGGGGUAAGGCCUCAGAGGUGGCCCUCCCCCGUGGCAGCAGCCCCUCAGCGUUGGCUCUGUCUGUACCAGCCCCUGCCAAUGUGCUGUCCUUGUCUGUGUGCUCCAUGCCACUCCACUCAGGCCAGGGGGAAAAGCCAGCAGCCCCCUUCCCACAGGGGGAGCUGGAGCCCUCCAAACCCCUGGUGACCCCUGGUAGCACCCUCACUCUGCUGACCAGGGCUGAGGCCGGAAGCCCCACAGGUGGACUCUUCAACACACCUCCACCCACACCCCCAGAGCAGGACAAAGAGGACUUCAGCAGCUUCCAGCUGCUGGUGGAGGUGGCGCUACAGAGGGCUGCUGAGAUGGAGCUUCAGAAGCAGCAGGACCCAUCACUCCCGCUACUGCACACUCCCAUCCCAUUAGUCUCUGAAAACCCCAAGUAGGCAUCUGCCAGCAGGGGUGCUCGAGGCUUGAGCCAGCUGUCCUGGGUUUCCGUUUUGGUUCCCUUCCAUACAGAGGGUUUUCUAUGGAUCACUGCCAAACAUCAGGAUCAUCUCCUCUGUCCAGAGGUCUUCAGCAGGAAGAUGCCAGCUGGCGUCACUGCACUGUGAUGGGGGACCUCUCCUAUGCUAAUUCUGCCGUUUCCCCAGGCCUCCCUUCAGUGGUGAGACCAAGAGAUUGGAGACAGGCAUGGUGCUGCUGUUGCUGCUUCUCCAGAGGACCCCUGGGACACCUUUCUUCCAGCCUGCUCUCCUGGGCUGGGCUCAGGAACCUUGCCAGGUUCAGACCUAUGCUGGGUCCAAGCUGCCCCUGAGCUGUGCCUCUUUCUGUCAAACCAGGUGUGGACAUUCCAAGUUCAUAAGCAUGAACAAAAGAAAAGAGGAGCCCAGCAGAUGUAACAGGACCGACUCCAGUUGAAUGUUUAGAUUUUUGCUAAACUGUUUAUUUUUCCCUUUUUGCUGUGGUUUGCAUCAAUGGCAGUAGUUAGCCCAGGUUGUGGGAAUGAGAAUGCCUUGCGUGAUGGAGUCUGAUGAACUAGGAAUGACCCGCCACUACAGUUGGGAGUGUUUUGCAAGGAAGGAGUAUUUUUAUUUUGGGGACCAGCUAAAUCUCUGCAGUAGUGUGAAAUUCCAAGUGGUUGUUGUAUUGUUGGUUUGGUUUACCAAAAAAAGACAGAAAAAAAGAAAAAGAAAAAAACUUGUGGGCGUUGGCUUUUCUGCAUCAGGCACAGAGGGGAUAAAGCCAUAGCCAAGAGAUAGUCCAACAGAAUCUGACUAAACCUUCCAGGUACAGAGCAGAGAAAAAUGAUAAAACCAGAGAGGUGUUUGGUUUUUUUGUUUUACUUACUGUAUUUUUUGGGGGGCGGGGAAGUAAGCUAGACUGAAGCAGUGGAUAUUUUUUUCUUUUUUUCUUUAACGUUUUCCCCUUCUUUAUUCUUGAUGGCUUUUGCCCUGCAGCCUGAGUUUUGAAUUCCUAAAGGAACUUAAAGAUUAGUGGAGCCAGAAUAUCAAAAUCUCUUGGCAUCUCCAACUUGGAGAGAAGUGAGCCAUCUACUGGUCACGAAGGCCUUCUAGCUGACUGGCACAGGCGGCUUCCCCUCAAGGUGGCAGGAAACUGUUCCUGGAGGAAGCAGGGAAUAGUGCCCGAAGCUGCCCGAGGAACUUCCUUCAGAGGCAGCUGGGGCUCAACAUGGGUUAAAAGCCUGUUAUUUGUGUCUUUGUUUCACCUUUCUUUAGAUUGGGGUUGUAGGGGCCCUACCCUGAACUUGCCAGUGAAACCAAUCACGGAUGGUCUUAUAGGCACGAGCCACCAGGUGGGCCCCACAGUUGGUUUAUGCUCCUCCCUUGCCCCCAUUUUUCUUUUGCUGUUUCAUUGUUGACAGUGUCAACAGCAAUAUGCCCCAUCGUUAUAUAUCCUACGAAACACUAAUCCUAGGUUAUUAUUAGCCGAAAUAUUUUUGUUCUGAAUAACAUUGUUACUGGGCCAAAAGAUAGGUCAGGAGCCCCAGCCUUUAGUUUCCUGAAAUUGCUAGGUUAGGCACAAGGAGGGGUUCCUGGCUAUUGUCUGACUUAGGUGGGCCUGGCCAGGAGAAAGGCAGCAGCACUCAUUCUGUCCUUUCUGGGAAGACCCCUGAAGCCCUCAGGGAGGCUCCCCCUCUUCUGAGCGGCUUGGCCCAUCUGUUGCUGUGGGAGUGAGCAAGUUUCCUGGGCUCUCUGGCCUCUUCCUCCUGUGCCUGCUCCUGGUGUGCCCAGGGGGUUCAGGGAUCCUCACCCUCCUGAGGCCCAGCUGGGGAAGAAUGAACAUGGCAGUGUCAAGGUUGAAGCUGCUGUUUGCCCAGCCUCUUCCAUCCUGAGCGUGUCUGUGAGCCCAGUCUGGAGUGACUGCUGCGGGAUGCCCGUAGUAGGAACUCUGGAAGUGUACUGGGCUGGGGUGGGUCUUCCCUCCCCACAGUGCACUGAGCAACGGAGGGGGUGAGGGAGCCGUGCUGCUGAAUUCUGGCUGGCAUCCCCCCUAGUGUAAAAUGGGGUGUCAGGGUGGGGCAGCCUCACUUGGUUUUGGUUGUAAGAUAAACUGGAGGAGAAGCACAGUUGUCCCAUUGAAUUAUUUGAGAAAAAACUACUGUAAAUAACUUGUUUUUGUCUUUUGUCAAAUAAAGUUGUUUUUGUUCUCUUUUUAAGCAAA
This is a messenger RNA of Propithecus coquereli (Coquerel's sifaka), 3135 nucleotides long. It is a transcript of the gene TGIF2, whose product is annotated as TGFB-induced factor homeobox 2. Gene Ontology annotation, molecular function: DNA-binding transcription factor activity, RNA polymerase II-specific; RNA polymerase II cis-regulatory region sequence-specific DNA binding. Lineage: Eukaryota; Metazoa; Chordata; Mammalia; Primates; Indriidae. The record is from RefSeq and is a predicted model, not a curated record. The coding region runs from base 183 to 896 and encodes 237 amino acids. Gene Ontology annotation, biological process: regulation of transcription by RNA polymerase II. The transcript has 3 exons.